Molecule: messenger RNA, 1949 nt
Organism: Parasteatoda tepidariorum (common house spider)
Lineage: Eukaryota; Metazoa; Arthropoda; Arachnida; Araneae; Theridiidae
Source: RefSeq, a predicted model, not a curated record
ACAAGAGCUCUGUUGGGAAGUUGAGUUGGGUUGCUAGGCAACGCGGAGAGUAUCAUCCAGCCUUGUUACAUCGCAACCUUGGUUUUCCUUCCGAUGGAUUCAGAUGCAAUUCCGUCUCGGAUAGACUCACAGCGGGGGAGUAACAUCCUUUUGUCGCAUCCCUGACAUCCUGCUGAUUUCCCCUCAACAACUAACUCUCUCGUGAGAAAAAGAAAUAGCUGUUUUCUUUUAUUGCGUCUGGCAUUAAAGGAAAGCUUUUCGAAGGAAUUCCGAAUAGUUUGUAGCAAUGAGUAAUUGUCUCUUUCUGUUUUAAAUUCAAAUGUGCUUAGUUAAACGAGCUGGCGAUAAAGCAAUCCUGUAAGGGAUACCGUGAAGAAAAAUUAGCGGAUACAGUAGGGAAGCGGUGAAAUGUCCGAUUUGGUGUACAGUGUUCGGGUGAUGCAGAGGGAAGAUGUCCCGGAGGCUCUGGAUGUGUGGAGAGAAACACAACUCCAAGAAGGUACUCAGUGCCUCUAUACAUGGAUGGGAGUGGACCCAGAGGCUUUUCAAGUGGCUGUCACAGAAUCAGGUGAAGUGAUUGGUGUGUGUGGUGGUGUUAUCCACCAUGAAGACUUGGCCUUUGUUGGUAUAUAUGCUGUGCGAGAAAAAUAUCGUGGAAGUGGAAUUGGAUAUAAGGUAUGGAAUGCUUGCAUGGAACACAUCGGUUCGAGAAAUGCCUGUUUGAAUGCUGUUCCUGAAAAAUUCGAACUUUAUCGAGACCGAGGUGGUUUUCCGCUUGUCGAAACAGAAUGGACCUGCGUUGUGAACGAGACUAGUGGGAAUGAAACAGUUAAUCCAGAAGUUCUCUCCGAUGUCGUCCCCAAGGGAGUUGACAUCCACCCAUUUGACGAAUCUCUCUUACCUUUCAUAUAUGACUAUGACUAUUCACUCAUAGGAUACAAAAGAAACGUGGCUGUCGAACUCAGCUGUAAAGAGAAAGAUAGCCGAACGCUUGUGGCUAUGAAAGAAGGCGCUUGUGUCGGUUGGGGGACUAUCAAGUUGAGUUGCCAGAAUGUAGGGCUGAUCGGACCGUUGUACGCGGACGAAGCAGAUGUGGCUGAGGUGAUGCUCAGGCGACUCAUAAGUGACUUUCCGCUUAGUAAAGGUUUCUCUAUGAUGACCAUAUCUAGCAAUACAGCAGCGAAUCAGAUGGUAAAGAAAUUAUGUGUACCCACUCUGGAGGAAUGUCCUCGACUCUACAGAAAACAUAAACUGAAAGUAGAUGUGAAUAAAGUGUUUGGACACUUUGAUCUAAAUUUUUCGCCAUUUUGAAUCUGAGACCAAGUUCCAAAGUGAAAUUUGCAGGACUUAAGAAGAAUGUGUACCCUCUCUGGAGGAAUGUCCCAAAUUCAACAGAAAACAAACUUAAAGUAGAUAUGAAUGAAGUGUUUGGACACUUUGAUCUAAAUUUUUCGCCAUUUUGAAUCUGAGAGUUAAGUUCCGAAGUGAAAGUUGCGCAAGAGAUGCCUCUGCAAGAAAUUGCAAGAGAUGCUUCUGUCAUUUUGUAAAAGUAUUUCAUUGUUCAGAAAAAAACUUUAUAAGACUGGCAAUUGAAAAAAUAUUUGACAAAACGGCCAUAGUUGCUGGAUUUUCUAAGCAACCGAAAUAUUCGAAAAGUUUUAUCUUUGCAAAAAGACUGAGAAGACUCACUCUAUGUGAAUAUAAACUAUCUUCGAUUCUGAAACGAUAUCUGGUAACAUAUCAAUUUUGAAUGCAGCAUAUUGGAAAUAAUUAUCAUUGUGCCGCGAUGAACUGGAAUAAUUGAAGAGUUUACAAUGAAAAACUGACGACAGAAAAGAAGUUGCAUUUUUUCAAUUUUGAGUUUAGAAACAUAAUAUGAUUAGCUAUAUGUAUAGAACUGAAUUUGUUAACUACAUAUCAUUAAAUUAAAUGGUUUUAAACGAAAAAAA